AACGAAACUAGGUCAAACGAAACUCUUCAUUGCUUUAAUGUUUACCCCGGAAGUUGGCUUAUUUUGCCAACAAACACGGAAGAAAGAAAAUAAUGACAGAAGCAUGUGAUCAGUUGGUUCGUGCCGACGAAAUCCAUGCUUUACUUGAACAUUUUUCAAAGAACUCAUACAGGGUGAAAGGCGACCCAAAGGGUGAUCCAGUGACAGGGAAGUGUCUGAAGCUCUAUGCCAAAGAUUACCAAUUUACAGUGAUAAACAACACAGCAGGAGAUCUGUGUGCACACUACCCCAGCAAACUGGCUGUACUGGAAUAUGAAAAAUGUUCUACAGUUAAAGAAAGGGUGGAGAGCCUUUUCGACAGUAAUAAAGUUAAAAACAUAUUUAAGCAAGCUAGGUUUGCCAGAUGUCGGUCCAGAUUUGUUAUUCCUGUAAUUCUGUUCGAAGGGAAGCAUGUCUGCAGAUCUGCAACUGUAUCCAGUGGUGCAGAGAUGUACAGUAGAUCCGGUCUAGAUUUCAUCUUCACAGGUGGAGAACAGAGUACAAGUACAGCAUCAAAGUCAGUGCCAACAUCAGAACAAAGCGAUAUGCAAAUGUUUGAUAGAGUCCGAGGACAGGAUAUCAAUGUAUUGAAAACAUUUUCUGUCAAAUAUAUUGUGGAUCUAAUGGUAGAGAAAAAGAAAGUUAAGUUUGGAAUGAAUGUAACAUCUUCAGAAAAGGUUGAUAAAGAAAACAGAUAUGGCGAAUUUUGUAUAGUAUCUGUGCCUUAUCCAGGUUGUGAGUUUUUCAAAGAAUGGAAAGAUAACUCUUACCUAGGGGAAGUAAUGCAGUUUGACUGGACACAGGGCUAUGUAGAUGCUUGUCUAGACAUUCCCCCAACAGAAGUGUUACGCCAGUUGUCGAUAGACUGGUCUCAGUAUAAGAGCUGGAAUCUUAUUCAACUUACACAAAACUACCUCAAAAUGAUGCUACAUGUGCUAUCUGAAGGUGAUAAAGGUGUUUUAGUUCAUUGUAUCUCUGGUUGGGACCGGACACCGAUGUUCGUUUCAUUAUUAAGACUGUCACUUUGGGCAGAUGGUGCAAUUCAUAAAUCUCUCACAGCUGCAGAAAUCCUUUAUCUAACACUAGCAUAUGACUGGUAUUUAUUUGGGCACAAUCUAUCAGACAGAUUAAAUAAAGGUGAAGAGAUUUUAUUGUUUUGUUUCUAUUUCCUGUCAAAUAUAACAUCAGAAGAGUAUUCCAUACACUCUAAAAAGUCUUCCAAAUUACAUAGCAGUUUAUCGGACACAAAUGGAGUAAUUAAAGCACCAGAAACAUAUUCAAGUGGCCUUAGAAGACAUCUGAACAACAGUUCUAGUAGUUUAGCAAGUGUAGGAGGAUGCCAAAGGAAGUUGAGCUCAGGGAGUGCGGGCAGCAAUAGUGGCCCGAUAGACUCUAAUAACCCGCUCUUCUACAUCAGUGGUGAGGAUGAAGUUGUCAUAAACGGGAGUCCUGCUUCUGGUUUUAGUCAGUCAGACAGUUUCCAUCCAACUCCUAAUGGUUCCCGGCUUCAGGCGGGUUUGUCUUGUAAAAGGUCAUCUAGUCCAAUCUUGAUGCAGUCAAACAGGGGCAGACAAUCUAGUAUCUCAGAAUCACCAACUUGUGGGAGUUGGCAGGUGAUAUCGGGAACUGGUAGUCUUAUAUCGACAGAAUGUCAUUCUACAUCGUCACAGAGUUUCAGCAAAAUUGGAUCCUGUGAGGAAGCACUAGAAGCACCAGCCUCGGAGAGGUGGGAAAAACUGGACGCUGUUAGACGAAUAUUUAACAACGCAUACCACAAUAAAAUAACUACAAAAUUCAAACCAGAUACUGGAAUUAUGAACCAGUUAUCAGAAAGACUUGGAUUUAAACAGUCAAAGGGAUUCUUUUGAGUUGUUAAAUCAUUUGUGAUCAAUGUCAUAAAACAGUGAUUUUGACCAAAGAAUAUACAGAAGUGUGAAAUAGGACAUACUCUUUAACCUGAAUCCAGUGAUAGAACAUAAUUAUACAUUGUAGGCAAAGAGCAGUUUCAGUAGUUUUAAAGGGGCAUGCUUCUAGGUUGAAAGCGAUCUUGAAACACUGCCGCCUUAAUAACACUGUAGAAAUGAGAAAUAUAGCAAAACUUUAUAUGAUACCUCAGACUUCAGGAAAGUUGGAAAAAUGGCCGGACAUUCAGUCCAGCAAAGCCUAAAAAUCUGCCGAACCGAAAAACAAUAUGCCGGACCGAAAAAAAUGUCAGUGCACUGCGUAUGUUUCCUUUAUCAAAUACAAGCCAGGUGCGAUUUUUAGUCCAUUUCUCGUUAAAUGUUCCGUCAACCCUCUUAUUUUCGUACAUUUUUUCUUUCACUACGAUUGUCAAGCGUUAAUUUACGUUUCUUCCCCGGUUCUGCCCUGGCAUAAUAUGUUAGUGACACCAUUUUGAUGUGUUGUCCGAGAUGUUGCGGUUCUCGGGGUACAAUAAAUGCCAGUCAGUCGGACCGCAUCCGGAUUAAGAAACAGGGGACCGCGUCAAAAUUUUCCGGUCAUGUCCGUCAGAUCGACGACUUUCAGGAAGUCUGAUACCUAUAAAAUUUAAAUUUUAACAAUAUUUAUAUGAAUAUUAUAUGAUUUUCAAUGUUUUAUAGACAUAGCCAUCUGUUUUAAAAAAAUUGAUAUUUGUGAAGUUCUUGUGAAGUCUCGCCCCUUUAAAAUUUAUUGCAUUUAAGUUGAGUCUCUAUAUACAUUUUAUGCCAAAUAUAAUUGAUAUCUCUACUCUUAGUGUCAGUAAUUAACUAGUCAUUGUUUAGAUGGAAUAAAAGCAAAAUUUUCUAAUAAGACAUUGAAAGCAAUUUUAUUCAUGGCUGUAGAAAGUAUAAACUUCUGUAAAUGGUUUGUAAAUAAGAUAGUAUUUGUCUUUAGAUAGUUAAUUUAACCUUUAGCCUGCUGCCGGCAAGUGAUUCUGCCUUUGAGACCCGUGCAGCCUGAUCAUGGUCUGCACUGUUCGCUAUUCAGUCAGUAAAUUUUUAGUAAACACUGCUUCAAACAGUAAAUGGUACUGCCCAAAUUUAAUGAAGGACCAGUCCAUUUUAGAAGGAUUAAGGUUAAAAAGGUAAAAAAAAGUCAGAAUCUUCAGGCUGUAACUUAUGAAUUGUUAUCUUUGUAAAAGAAAGGCUGUGAUAAAACCAGAAUUUGAGAGUUAAUUGUUAAACUGUUGUAUAGUCUUCUAUAUAUUAACUAGUACAUUUUGCAGUUCUUGCAUAAUUUACAUUUACAUUAUAUUUAGAUUUAUACAUAGGUAUGUGACUGGUUGUUAUUCGUCCAUUACCAGUUAACAAUGGAGGGUAGGGGUUGGGUAGGGUAGGGGGGAACUAUAUGUUGGCACUCAAUUUAUCAAGCAGAAUCUGUGCCCUUCGAUAACUUGGAAAGGAUGUAAGAUAUUUAUAUGAAACUUGGUAAGUAAUGAGAGACCAUAAGGAAAUUAUGAACUGACUUUUUUUAUUUUAUUUUGUUGCUACUUCAAACAGUUUUGCUUUGUUAACAGUUAGAAAAAAUAAAACAAAAUAGAUCUGCAAAAAUCAGGAUCCUGUGAUAACUUGAAAAGUAUGUAAGGCAUUUUAAUGAAACUUAGCAUGGUAUUAAUGAACCAUAAAGAGAUUAUGCUAAUUUCUUCUGUUUCUGUUGCUAUAUUAAUUAUUGCGGAUGCUAUAGCAACAGAUAGCUGUAGAAUAUGACAAAAAACAGAUUGUACCUUAUUUCAUUUAUUCCAUUCAUCUGUACAUUUGGCCUUAAGUUACAAAAGGUUGAUCCCACUAUAAAUUUUAUAAGUAAUGAAAUCUGAUUUUUUGAUGCAAUUCAUUUUUAGCUCAGCUGAGCCAAAGGCUUAGAUUGAGCUAUUAUGAUCGCUCACCGUCUGGACGUCCGUCCGGCAUCCAUCCGUCCGCACUUCCCUUUAAACAACAUCUCCUGCUAAACCAUCAGGCCAAUUUUGAUGAAACUUUGAUGAAAAUUGAAUUCCAUAUAGAACUCUGGUUGCCAUGGCAACUAAAAGAAAAAACUUUAAAAAUCUUCUUGUCCAAAACCACAGGUCAUAGGGCUUUUAUAUUUGGAAUGUAGCAUCAUCUAGUGGUCCUCUACCAAGGGUGUUCAAAUUAUUCCCCAAGGGUCAAAUAUGGCCCCGCCCCGGGGGUCACAUGGUUUACAUAGACUUAUAUAGGGAAAACUUUGAAAAUCUUCUUGUCCAAAACCACAAGGCAUAGAACCUCAAUAUUUGGCUUGUGACAUCAUCUAAUGGUCCUCUAUAAAGAUUGUUCAAGUUAUCCCCCUAGGGUCAAAUAUGGCCCCACCCUGGGGGUCAGAUGGUUUAUAUAGACUUAUAUAGGGAAAACUUUGAAAAUCUUUUUGUACAAAACCACAGUGCCUAGGGCUUUGAUAUUUAAUAUGUAGCAUUCUAUAGUAGUCCUUUACCAAGAUUGUUCAAAUUGUCUCCCUGUGGUCAAAUUUGGCCCUGUCCUGGUUGUCACAUUGUUUAUAUAGACUUCUAUAGGGGAAACUUUGAAAAUCUUCAUGCACAAAACCACAUAGCCUAGGGCUUUAAUAUUUGGUAUGUUGCGUCGUAUAGUAGUCCUUUACCAAGACUGUUCAAAUUAUUCUCCUGGGGUCAAAAGGCCAGGGGGUGGGGGGGGGGGGGUGCACAUGGUUUAAAUAGACUUGUACAGGGAAAACCUUUUAAAAAAUUCUUGUCUUAAACCAUAAGGUCCAGAGCUUAGAUAUUUAAUAUGUGGCAUGCUGUAGUGGUUCUCUAACAAGAUUUUCAAAUCAUGACCCUGGGGUCAAAAUAGGCCACACCGGGGUGGUCCCUUGUUUAACAUUGACUUAUUUGUUGUUUUGAAGCAGUGGCAAAGAAAUUUGCACCACAAGUAUAAUGUUUGAAUAUUCAUCUUGAAUUGUCUUAAUUUUGACCUACUGACCUACUUUCUUGUUUUUGAAGUUACAGCAAAGUAAUUUGGACCACAUGUAUAAUUUUUGAUACAAAUUUCAAUACUCAUCUUGAAAAGUCUUAAUUGUGACCUACUGACCUACUUUCUUGUUUUUGAAGUUACAGGAUAAAAAUUUGGACUACAUGUAUAAUUUUUGAUACAGAUUUCAAUACUCAUCUUUAAUAUUCUUAUUCCUGACCUACUGACCUACUUUCUUGUUUUUUAAUCUACAGCAAAGAGAUUUGGACCACCUGUAUAAUUUUUCAUACAGAUUUCAGUAGUUAUCUUUAAUUAUCUUGACUGUGACCUACUUGCCUACCUUUUUGUUUUUGAAGCUUUAGCAAAGAAAUUUGUUCAAGCAAGCAACUAAACUCAGGUGAGCGAUAUAGGGCCAUCAUGGCCCUCUUGUAUUUGGUUGCAUUGAUUAAAAAAGGGCAAUAUUGAAUAUGCAAACCAUUUUAAUCUUUCUGCUGCAUUUAAAAUUGUUGGUGCUAUAGCAACAAUGACUUAUCACUGUAGGGGACUUUUUGAAAUGUAUGAUUGUAUUGGCCUUUGCUUAUUUAAGAAAAAAAACAUGUUAUACAAUAUAUCUUGCCAAACAUUCUUUCCUGGACACAUACAGCUUACCAUCAAGGCGAAGAUUAUCGAGAAGGGUCGUUGGUGUAGUCGUACCUGCCUCGUCUAUAGCUCGGCAACAUUUUUUAGUACCUAUAUCUGUAUCGAUAACGUUAUGAGAAUGUUUCCUCGGGUUUUCAUAAUCGAGAUUCUGAUAGGGAUUGUCACAAAGACGAAUUACUGGCUUCACCUAGACUGCUGUUUUUUCCUAAACAAUAGUUUUAGAGCACAAGUUUUGUGGUUCAGAUCAUUUUUAGUCAAAUUCUAUCACCAGUUUCAAAAUUCUUCUGCCUCUUCAAAAAUUUCAAAAACUGGUCAAAGCUGGCAGAGGUUUCAACAAGAUAUUAGAGAAGUAGCAAUGGUUACACAUUUGUGUAAGAUUUCCUCCAUUAUUUUAAUAAGCCUCGAAUGUGUCAAAAUUCAGAACAAGCCAUUUACCAAAAAUAUAGCAGUGCAAUGUUGAACUGUGCCAGUCAAAGCAAACUUACAUUUUUUAAACUUGUAGAUUUCCGUGCAGCAAGCGAUUUAAUUAAACCAGUCUGAGCAAAGGGGUCCGGCACAUGAGUGGAUUAAGUUUAAUGACUUAUUUUAGUGUCCUAGAGUCUAGGGAGUAGUCAUUUUAGUAUGGGUUUUUGAUAAUUAUGGCUCUAGGACACUAAAAUAAGUCAUUAAACUCAAUCCACUCAUGUGCCAGACUCCUUUGAGUCUGACAGUUGUUGCAGACGUUUAUUGAAAUGUACAUGGAUUUACUACAUGACUGUGUUCUUAUAUGUACAGAUAUGAAAUCUCUAGCUCUAUUGUCCCCAAUACAAAGAAAAUUUAUUCAUAGCUUAGCGGUUAUUGCAAGUGAUAACUGAAAUCUAAUGUUCAAGACUUGGACUAAUAAAUCAUUGAUUUUAAAUAAUAUGACCCGAGUUUAUUUUCCUGUUAAGGUAGUUCUGCACGUUUGGAUCGAAAUUUUUUCUACAAUGUAGAAUUUGAUUAAACUUUGAUUUCUAAACUUCAGAAUAUACCUAGAAAAUUCAACAAAUAAAAAGGAUAGGGUCGUGUGCUUGAUUCUUUGCUAGACUGAUUUGAAAGAUUUGGACCUCACGCAAUUUUUCAUAAUGGGAGUCUAUGGGAAAAUAGCAAGUUUCAUAACAUUUUCGCGAAUAGAAAAUUUUCUGCAAUGUAGAUUUUAAUGAAAGUUCUCACAGUCGUAAAUAAAUAUAUGGCCUAUAAUACAGUGAAAUAAAAUGUAUAGAUCCAUGUGCUUAUUUCUGAGAUAUUUGGCCAUGGUUAAAGUGAACCGCCUAUUUGAAGCUAAUUUAAAGACAUUAUUUUGAAUUAUUUAAUGUGUCAGAUGUUUUAAUAUAAUAUUUUAACUUUAGAAAGAUAGAGACUGUUACAAUUUAAUAAAUUUAUUCACAGGUUGCCUUUGAUUCAUAAACUGAUUUUCAUUUCCGUACGCCGAAUCCAGGCUUUAUUCUACGCUUUCCGGACAAAUGACGUUACGCCAUCACUUCCGGUAUAUCAAACGUGCAGAACUACCUUAAAUAAAGAAGACUGAAACUAUGUGUGAUUACGCAACAAAAUCACUUUUAGUACGUCACAACUAUUACAUCACAGUAUCAGAUGCCAUAGCGGCGUGCUGGAAAAGAAUACCAAGCAAAACUGGAAAACAUUUGGUGGAUGUUGUCAAGGAUUUAGAUGAUAAUCCUUGAUAUUGCGUUAGAAUCGAAAUAUUAUCUCAAGCUGAGUGAUUUUCUCUUGAAUAAAAUCAUUGUCUGUUCGUUUGCAUAUUUCUGUAUCACUCAGGUGCAGAGAACAUCAUCUCAAAAUGGCAUUGUCAUUAUAAACAUGGCACUUAGUUAUUAUCUAUGAUAAUCUUGUAUUAUCUUGCCGUACUUUUUACAGAAUAUGUCUGUAAAUCUUCCGAAGGGAAGUAUAGUACAAAUCUGUGUUGAAAUUUUACUCUUUAUUUCGAAUUUUCGGACACUUGUCCUUUUUCAAGAAUAUGGAAAUAUUUUUCUGACUAAGUAAUAUCCAUGUAACAUUUAUAUCACAGGAAAUGAAUAAUGUUGACGUCCUGUCACUAAGACAACGUCACGUCAUAUCCUGUGUAAGACGUGACGUCGUUUCCCGCAAAAAGGGCAAGGUGCCAACAUCAUACAUAACCAGAGAGCAAAACACAAUACUAAGUGCAGCAAGAUAUACAAAAUGAUAAUAAUAAUAAAUAAAUAAAUAAUAAUAAUAAUAAAAAUAUAUAUAUAUAUAUAUAAUAAAUAAAAACAGCAAGAUAACUGUCCAAUUCAUUUUAAACCCCUAAAAGUUAAAAUAUACAGGAUGUCUAUACGCAGUCAGUUUGAAAACACUAGAAAUGCAUGCAUUGUCAUUUAAGUGAAAGGACCCUCCAUAGUUUUUAGAAUUACACAAGUUAAGUUAAAGAAUCCAAGGGUCACUACUGAUGACUAUUAACGACUUUACUGAAUGCAUUUUAAAUAUUAAGUUUUACGUUACAUCCCUGGGGUGUCUUCGUGCCUAGCCUCUUUAUCCAUUCCUCUUCUACCAUCUGUCUGUAAAUGCGUCCUUCGUUAAACACCUUUUGAAGUACUGCAACCUUUACAUCUUCUGCUGUAUGACCCUCGAAAUGCCUCAUAAUUGGUUUAUCUGCUUGUUGACGGACAUCUCUAAGAUGUUCUUCUGUGCGUUCUUUCAGGGAUCUUUCUGUCUCUCCUACAUAAACUGUCAUGUCACACCGUGAGCAGACCAGAGCAUAUAUUAAGUUUCUGUCAGUACAUUUUGGAACUGAGGCUGUAUUGUAGCUGCUGUUUUUGUCAGUGGACCAGACUUCUCCCAUGUGGAGAGACAAACAUAUUCUACAUUUACAUAGGUUAACUGACUGCUUUAAAGCCUUGUUUGUUUUCCCGUGCACUAGGAUGUCACAUAUAUUUUUGUCUCUUCUGUAGGCAAUAAUGGGUGGAGAUUGGAACACUUCCAUCAUCUUCUCAGAUCUAUAUAAAAUGUUCAUAUGUUUCCUAACAAUUGAGUGGAUAUUAGGGAGCUGCUUGGUAUAUGUUAAUACUAGUGGUACACGUUUGUCUUUUCCUUUUUUAGUCUGCUUUUGUAAUAGGUCUUCUCUGUCUAAAGUAUCUACUUUUGUCAGUUGCCGUUCUACUUCUUUUCCACUAUAUCCUCUUCUGCGAAGUUGUUGUUUAAGUUCAGUUCUGUGUUUCUGGUAAUCUUGCUCUUUUUCACAGAUUCUCUUAAGCCUAAGACCUAAGCCAUACGCCAACCCUGAUUUAGCAGAUAAACCAAUUAUGAGGCAUUUCGAGGGUCAUACAGCAGAAGAUGUAAAGGUUGCAGUACUUCAAAAGGUGUUUAACGAAGGACGCAUUUACAGACAGAUGGUAGAAGAGGAAUGGAUAAAGAGGCUAGGCACGAAGACACCCCAGGGAUGUAACGUAAAACUUAAUAUUUAAAAUGCAUUCAGUAAAGUCGUUAAUAGUCAUCAGUAGUGACCCUUGGAUUCUUUAACUUAACUUGUGUAAUUCUAAAAACUAUGGAGGGUCCUUUCACUUAAAUGACAAUGCAUGCAUUUCUAGUGUUUUCAAACUGACUGCGUAUAGACAUCCUGUAUAUUUUAACUUUUAGGGGUUUAAAAUGAAUUGGACAGUUAUCUUGCUGUUUUUAUUUAUUAUAUAUAUAUAUAUAUUUUUAUUAUUAUUAUUAUUUAUUUAUUUAUUAUUAUUAUUAUUUUGUAUAUCUUGCUGCACUUAGUAUUGUGUUUUGCUCUCUGGUUAUGUAUGAUGUUGGCACCUUGCCCUUUUUGCGGGAAACGACGUCACGUCUUACACAGGAUAUGACGUGACGUUGUCUUAGUGACAGGACGUCAACAUUAUUCAUUUCCUGUGAUAUAAAUGUUACAUGGAUAUUACUUAGUCAGAAAAAUAUUUCCAUAUUCUUGAAAAAGGACAAGUGUCCGAAAAUUCGAAAUAAAGAGUAAAAUUUCAACACAGAUUUUUACAGAAUAUAUUACAUAGAAUUAUUACAUAGUUUUAUAAAAUUAUUUUUGUUGUUCAAAGGAUAACAGUUGUUUAAUUUUGAUGUAAUAUAUACAGUGCCUGAACAAAAUUACCAGUUGCAUUCAAGUUGUAUACCUUUUUCUGCAUUAACCUUGAUUUUAGACUUUUGUGACAUCAUAUAACAUGGACAUGCUAAAAGCAUUGGGAGGUUGUUACGUUAUAAUUGUUCUUUCAUUGUGCUGUGCUGUGUAAAAUAGUACGUCCUUAGAGGAUGGGUUUUUAUGUGUACAUCUCCGUUUUGAGCUAAAAUUUGUGAUUUAUUAGGCUAGUCCACAAACUUUUUGAACACCCUUUGAAAAAGAACCAGACAGUGAGAAUGCAAAAAAACAUCACAUUAACUGGGAUGAAAUGUUAAUUUCUUUUUAUUUAGAAGUUUUAGUUUUCAGCAUGUUUAGGCAUAUUAAAACAUGCAUACAUUGUUUGAUAUUGUUACGACUGCGUAUGUUCUUAGAUGUAAUAAAAUUGUGUCUGCAUCCAACAUUAUGUAAGUUUUCCUCUGCUAUAUUGAUUCAUUUAGAAACACUGUUUGUAUAAUGAUGUAAUUUUAAGUAACUUUUUCUGUUAGCAUAAUACUCAGUUCCAUAAUGUUAGAUGCAACUGAAGAGUAUUUGUCAGGGGACAGAACUCAUUAAAACAAUUUUUUAAGAAUGAAACUAUUUAAACUUCAUUUUCAUAGCAGUUUGAUAGACAACUGCCAUAUUUGUGCUGAACUGUCAGAAUUGGCACUUUGCUGCUGGUUAUACCUAGCAGAUAAUUCUGCAUUAUAUUCAGGACUUUUUUACUUUUAUGGGAAAUUCUGCUCAUGAAUAUUAGCAAACAUUGCACUAUAUUUACAUUCUCACUGUUUGUUCCAUUGAAAAUUAUGACAUUCAAUUGGUACGAGCUGCAAAAGGGAAGUACCCAAAGAUACGAUAAUGCCACAUUGAUAGAGCAUGCCACUUCUUGACAAUACUCACGUUUAGUCAGUGAAAAUGUUUCUUAGAUGCUAUUGCAGUUAUUAAGUCUGGUGAACUGAAUGAUUGCGAAACUGAUUCUAAUGUUAAAUAAAACAAAGUGUUUGCAAUUUAUCAAAAUAGUUUAACAAGUGGGAAGGAAAUGUAAUACAGAUAUAAGAAAUUGAUUUUUUUUUUCAGGCAAAAUAAAGGACGUAAUAUGAUCAGCAAAUAGUCUAUGAACUGCUAGCACAAUUCCUGGAUUUGCCUAUCAUAUUCUGUCAUUCAUUUUGCAUGAACUCGAGAAAAAUUUUUUUAUUUCUUAAUAUGUUGUACUGUGUUUGCCAAAACUGUUACUGUGAGAUUUUAUGAUUGGAGAAAACUUUAUGGUAUUUCUUGGUCAUGUUAAUUUUUCAUAAUAUAAACUGUGAUAUCACUAGUUAGGAAUGUGCAAUUUAUGCUGUCUAGAAAAAUAAUUUGGUUCUUGAAAUUUUUGCCAAUAAAUUUUGACAGGAAUAGCAAGGCGGGUAUGAAGCAUCUCCCACUUAUUCUAUCUUCAGUGUUAGAAACUGCAAAUGUUCAGUGUUAAAAACUGAAAAUGUAAAGACUUCCACAUGUUUUAAAUAGUAUUUUAUUAAUAGACAACUUAUGUAGAUAACACUUUGUCUAUUUCUUGACAUUCACAAAAUCUACAUUUCUGCCAGUGUCCUUUAAAAGACUAUAUUUGAGCUAUCAUUUGAUAGAAUACAGAUUUUACAAAAAUUAGAAAUCUUGACAUGUUGAAUGUUUUACCCAUCUAUGAUCUAUUUGGGCAAGGCAAAAGUUCUUUUGAACCAUAUUUUUGACAGACAAAUUAUUUUUCUUUUUUUUAUACAUAAAACUGACACCUUUUUCACAAGGGAUAUGUAUCUAUAUAAAAACAAGGUAUGUGUAAAACCUCUUUAGAUGUCACAACAGAAAAUGUUGCCUGUGGAUGUUAGACACAAAUCAUUCUCAUUUGUGUUAAAUGUCCCGUAUCAAGAUAUUUUGGUGUUUCACCUAUUUCUUAUUUAAGUGUGUAUAUAAAUUUUAUUCAUCUAGAAUAAAAUUUUAGUUGAAGAAAAUGAAAUUUGCUUGUACAGAUUCUUGAUUUUUAUGUAUCAGAUUUGUUCAGACUUUAUAAAUAUAUAUUUAUGACCUUUA
This is a messenger RNA of Mercenaria mercenaria, 11763 nucleotides long. Its product is annotated as myotubularin-related protein 14-like. The coding region runs from base 93 to 1907 and encodes 604 amino acids. The record is from RefSeq and is a predicted model, not a curated record. NCBI's taxonomy places the organism in Eukaryota, Metazoa, Mollusca, Bivalvia, Venerida, Veneridae. The transcript is spliced from 19 exons. Gene Ontology annotation, biological process: dephosphorylation. Gene Ontology annotation, molecular function: phosphatidylinositol-3-phosphate phosphatase activity.